UUGUUGCCCCUUCGUUCUAGAGAAUUUUAAAUUUUCUUCACAGUAUUUGCAUUGCGAAUUUGUUAUAUAUCUCUCUCCCAGAAAUUUUUGGUUUAUUCAUGAACUUAGGUUUUGAUAUUUGUAUUUUGGCCUAAGAUUUUUAUUGGUGAAUUUCAAAUCAGGUUUUUAUGUCGCUGAGAUGAUUGUUGAAACCUAAUCAGAAAAGAGUUAGAAUGACUGAGAAAUUGAUCAAAGCAUAUCACACUUACUCAAUUGCAUCCAUAUUUUUUAUUUUGUAUGUUUUUAUUUAUUUUUGGUUAUGGCUUCAGUUUCUGAAUAGUCCAAUUCCUGAUUGAAUUUUACUGAGUAUGCAUUUUCUUUUUUUGUCUGUCGCUUAUACUAGGGCGACAUACCAAUUUGAAUCACGGUUUCCAAAAUAUGGAUUUCAAGCUCAAUUUUGUGGAGAUUAGUCUGAAUUUGGUUGGUUUGGUUUAAAUAUAAGACAAUGAACUGAUUUAACUGUGGACUGCAGUCUAGAUGCUUAUAUCUGAAUUUGGGAAACCUAUGCUGAAAUUGCAUGUUUUUUUAUCUCAGAAGGAAUUUGAUUCCAUUUCAGUCAUAAUUUAUGUAAAAAUAUUGAAUUCCAGAACUAUGAAAAAAAAUCCUGAAAUUUCAUCUCGAACUCUUUUUAGUCAUUACUCGCUAGACUGCACUCAACAUCAUCCUGAGAGCCUCUUCCCAACUAUUUGUCCUCGGCUAACUCUUUAGACUGUAGUACACAAAAAAUUAACAUAAUAUUUAGCCUGUGAUUUUGGUUUCAAGACUUGAAUUGUAAUAUGACUAAAGGCUGUUGACUGUUUCGACACUAUGUUAAAAACUCGUCUAGAAGCAAAAAAUAAAAAUGUUGAUCUACUAUUUGUAAAUUUCAUUCCAAUUGUGGACCAAGGAACAAAAGGCUCUGCAAAAUUUUAGAGUUUUUUUGCUCAACCUUAGCAUCCAUCAUCCACGAUGCUAAUUUACAAUUAUUUGGAUUAGUCACACUUUCAGCAGCCCAGAACACUCUCAUUUGGAUGAAAAUUCUUCAAUUUUUGGUUGCACCUUUGCUGUUGAUUUAGUAAGCCGGAAGAAUUAUGAAUUGAGUAAUUGGAUAGUUGUAAAUCAUUGAAAGUUAUGGAAUCUUAUUCAAGCGUUGAUGUUUGAGUUCCAAAUAAAAGAUUGUGUGAUGUUGCUUUAUUUGAAUCCAGACUGAGGGUUUUAUAGUAGCGGUUGUGAUCCAGCAAAAAUUGACUUUUCAGAACUAAACAUGCUUCUUUGUGAUUACAAGUAUUUGGCAAUUGAUUGAAUUUUUAUUAUUUUUCUGUAUAAUUUACUGGAAUCCGAAUGUCAAUGCAUGACCACCUGUGUCUUGAGCCCUUUGAAAUUUGAAAUUGUCAUUUUGCCACUAUCGACAGUCACACUUAGGUGGGUUCAUGAAGAUCUAGACUAAUUUAAGUGUCUGUAGUGGGAUUCAAACCUGGUCCACAGUGCUGCAAUUGUCAAAACCAUAAAAAGCCUGGCGUGGAAACCCAGUUCAAGAAUCAUUUCUUUCUUUUGAUCUCAACUAUCGCUGCUGUGGAAGAUGGCAAUGAUAUUGGAGGAGAUACUUGAGUCUAUUGAGGUUUGGCUGCACGUUAUCAAGAAAAAGCAGCAGUAUGUUAAUCCAAAUCUUGAUCCUGUUUUGCUGGUGCCUGGUAUUGCGGGUUCUAUCUUGACAGCGGUGGAUGGAAAAGGGCAUGAGGAGAGAGUCUGGGUUCGGCUGCUUGCUGCUGAUCGCAAGUUUCGGACAAAGAUGUGGUCCCGAUUUGAUCCUUCUUCUGGUAAAACUUUGUCACUAGAUCCAGAAACUAGAGUUGUUGUGCCUGAGGACAGAUUUGGACUAUAUUCAUGCGAUGUCCUCGACCCUGACAUGAUAAUUGGAAAAGAUAGUGUUUGCUAUUUCCAUGAUAUGAUUGAGGAAAUGAUUAGUUGGGGUUUCCAAGAGGGCGAAACACUCUUUGGAUUUGGCUAUGAUUUUCGUCAGAGCAACAGGCUUCAGGAAACAUUUGAUCGUUUCACUGCCAAAUUGGAAUCGAUUUACAAAUGUUCAGAAGGGAAGAAAGUGACUAUUAUAAGUCACUCCAUGGGGGGUUUGCUAGUCAAAUGCUUCAUGUGUCUACACAAAGAUGUCUUUGAAAAGUAUGUCAAAAACUGGAUAGCAAUUGCUGCACCAUUUCAGGGUGCCCCGGGAUAUAUUACAGAUACUCUCUUGAAUGGAAUAUCUUUUGUUGAAGGUUGGGAGCAAAGUCUUUUCAUUUCAAAAUGGAGUAUGCAUCAGCUGCUUAUUGAAUGCCCUUCAAUAUAUGAGUUGAUGGGCUGCCCUGAUUUUGAUUGGUCAACCCCUCCGCUUUUACAAAUAUGGAGAGAGAGGUCUGAUAGCUCCAGCAAUUCAGUGGUCAAGUUGGAAUCAUAUGAUCUGCGAGAAUCAAUUUCCAUUAUAGAGGAAGCUCUUGCAGACAACAAGAUUCAGUAUGAUGGUGUAGAUCUCCAUUUACCUUUUAAUCGUGAGAUAUUUAAAUGGGCAAACAAAACUCGGGAGAUCAUGUCAUCUGCUAAGCUUCCUUCAACAGUAAAGUUCUACAACAUAUACGGGACUUGUAAUGAUACACCUCUUAGUGUCCGCUAUGGGAGCAUGGAAACGCCGAUUUCAGACCUAAAGCAACUUGUACCAUGCGAGCCAGACUAUAUCUGCGUUGAUGGUGAUGGAACAGUGCCGGUGGAAUCAGCCAUGGCAGAUGGGUUGAAGGCAGAGGCCAGGAUAGCCGUUCCUGGUGAUCACAGAGGACUGGUAUGUGACCCUCACGUGUUCCGAAUUAUCAAGCAUUAUCUGAAGAUAGGGUAUCCAGACCCUUAUUACAACCCUAUAAAUGAUUAUGUGAUCUUGCCCACAUCUACCGAGUAUGCAAAGCUCGACGAAGAUGGAUUACAAAUUACUGCUGUUAAAGAACAUUGGGAGUUUAUCUCAGGAGAUGAUGAAAAUUCCAAGGAUGCAACAAAUGAAACAAGUAUUCAUGCUUCAGUUUCUGUCGGCCAUGUUGGAAAUGACCACUCAAGAGAAGAGGCGCAUGCCACUGUCACUGUGCACCCACAAGAUUCACAAGGGAAGAAGCAUGUUGAAGUUAGAGCAAUAGGCAUGUCAGUUUGCUGAUUAGUUUUAGCCUUUUCCCAUUUGUGUUGCUGUAUAAUUAUUUAGUAUCACUUGAACUAUCAAAGAAAAAAAAAACUGGAUUUGUACAUACAUUUUUAUCAUGGAUGCAUGUAAAUAACAAGUUCAUAGUGAAAUAGCCUCCUUAGAUUGGAUGACA
This is a messenger RNA of Amborella trichopoda, 3359 nucleotides long. RefSeq names its product alpha/beta-Hydrolases superfamily protein. The record is from RefSeq and is a predicted model, not a curated record. Lineage: Eukaryota; Viridiplantae; Streptophyta; Magnoliopsida; Amborellales; Amborellaceae. Gene Ontology annotation, biological process: lipid metabolic process.